Messenger RNA from Salvelinus fontinalis (brook trout), 1185 nucleotides. It is a transcript of the gene kcnk17, whose product is annotated as potassium channel, subfamily K, member 17. Gene Ontology annotation, molecular function: potassium ion leak channel activity. The transcript is spliced from 7 exons. The coding region runs from base 1 to 1185 and encodes 394 amino acids. The record is from RefSeq and is a predicted model, not a curated record. Gene Ontology annotation, cellular component: membrane. NCBI's taxonomy places the organism in Eukaryota, Metazoa, Chordata, Actinopteri, Salmoniformes, Salmonidae. Gene Ontology annotation, biological process: potassium ion transmembrane transport; stabilization of membrane potential.
AUGGCACUCCUGGCUCUGGCCCACUUCAUGUACCAGAUGGUGGGAGCCACCAUUUUCCAGAUGCUGGAGAAAGAAGCAGUGGGCCACAACCACUUCCAGCUAGAGAAGCUGCACUUCCUGGCAAACUGCACCUGUGAUGACGAUUCCAAUGGGGUCGAUUGCGCGUUCACAGGCCCUACAAAUGAAAAAACCCUGAAGCUAGUCAUUCUUUGGGAGCUGCGUCAUGCGCCUAGAGGACAUCGGCGCGCACCUGUUCCAAGCGUUAGUUUAGCCUGUUAUAUUUCUCCGGUCAUCUUUUCACUCGUUAUAGGAGUUAAAAACAUCAUAAGCCUGUCUCGCAUCCCCUCUAUCCUGAUGUUGGCGGUACUGUACGUGGCCUAUGUGUUGAUCGGAGGACUGAUCUUCUGGAAGCUGGAAGGAGGUCUGGUCCGGCAGGAUAUAGCCCGUUUACUUGAGGUGAAGAGAUCACUACUAGACACAUACCCCUGUCUGAACCAAGAGGCCCUGGAUGCUAUGGCUCAGGUAAUUCGAGAUUCUUCCAAGGUUGGGCUUAGUCUGAAAGGGAACCAGACCAUGGACAGCUUCUGGAAGUUCACUAGCUCUGCUGUGUUUGCUGCCACUGUGGUCACCACUAUAGGCUAUGGCAACAUGAGCCCCAGUACAACGGCAGGUCAGAUCUUCUGUGUGUUCUUCGCUCUGUUUGGGAUCCCUCUGAACAUGGUGGUGCUGAACAGAGUAGGCAAGUACAUGCUGGCCAUAGAGAGGAACGCCUGCGAUUUCAUCCAGGGAAAGACCAAUCACAGGAAGUUAAUCAGGUUCAUGAUCCACCUGUUGUCCUACCUCUCUGGAACGGCACUCUUCUUUGUGAUGCCCAUGGUGGUGUUCAAACAGCAAGAGGGCUGGAGCUACUCACAGGCAAUCUACUAUUGCUUCAUUUCACUCAGCACCAUUGGCUUCGGAGACUACGUCGCAGACAGUAACCCCGACAAGUACUAUCCAGAGUGGUACAGCGUCCUCAUGGCCUCCUGGAUCUUCUUCGGCCUGGCCUGGUUGGCCCUAGUCAUCAACCACACCGGCGAAAUCCUGGAGCGGCUCAACACCCACCUCAAACACUGGUGGAGCCCUGAGGAACCUAGCAACGCAGGACCGGUGGAUGAGGUCAAGGAGCCCCCGGUGGACGGUUAA